Chelmon rostratus (copperband butterflyfish) is the source of this 6808-nucleotide messenger RNA. RefSeq names its product sperm associated antigen 9b (gene spag9b). Gene Ontology annotation, molecular function: JUN kinase binding; kinesin binding; signaling receptor complex adaptor activity. Gene Ontology annotation, biological process: vesicle-mediated transport. Bases 291 to 4412 code for a protein of 1373 amino acids. Lineage: Eukaryota; Metazoa; Chordata; Actinopteri; Chaetodontiformes; Chaetodontidae. The record is from RefSeq and is a predicted model, not a curated record. Gene Ontology annotation, cellular component: cytoplasm. The transcript has 30 exons.
CUCAUCUGUUGGACAGGAAAACUAAUCAGGAGCCAAGUAAAGACUUUUCAGUACUGCUAGCUACUGGGCUAGCAGGCUUUUUAAAGUCAACCGUCCAUACGAGUAAGAAAUACAGAAUUUGUUUAUGAAGUACAGUAUCUCUUCUGUACAACACACAAGGUUCGAGCUAUGUUUUAGUAACACGGUUUUGUUGCGCUGAAAGUAGCAAGGCGGACAGCCCCUGGCCAGCUGAAGCUUGCUGCUAGCUCAUUAACGUUAGCUGGGAAAUAAGUGCAAGUGGAGGCAAGAAAAUGGAGCUGGACGACGUAGUCCUGUAUCAGGACGACACUGGCAACUCGACCAUGAUGUCCGAGCGGGUCUCAGGUCUGGCCAGCUCCAUAUACCGCGAGUUUGAACGGCUAAUCGAAAAAUACGACGAGGACGUAGUGAAGGAGCUGAUGCCGCUGGUCGUCGCCGUACUGGAGAACUUGGACUCGGUGUUCGCUGUCAACCAGGAGCACGAAGUGGAGCUGGAGCUGCUGAAGGAAGACAACGAGCAACUCGUUACCCAGUAUGAAAGGGAGAAGGCACUGAGAAAACAUGCAGAGGAGAGGUACAUUGCCUUUGAAGACUCCCAGGAUGGCGAGAAGAAGGAUCUUCAGUGCCGACUGGUGAUGCUGGAGUCGCACACACGUCAGCUCGAGCUAAAGACUAAAAACUAUGCAGAUCAGAUCAGCAGAUUUGAGGAGCGAGAAGCAGAGCUCAAGAAGGAGUAUAAUGCCCUUCAUCAGAGACACACUGAGAUGAUCCACAGCUACAUGGAGCACCUGGAGCGGACAAAACACCAGCAUGCAGUGGCUGCACCAGAGCCCUCAGACACAGGCACAAGCACAACAGCCAGAACGCGAAAGGAGCGUCCCAUCUCCAUGGGCAUAUUCCAACUUCCUGGGACCGAUGGUAUGACCGCUGACCUCCAGAGAGAACCUGUGGACACCCCUUCUGAGCCAUGGAGAUUCAACAACCUCAGCCACCCACGGUCCAACACCAGCCUCAAGGAUGAAUUGUCCAGUGCGAACCAUGGAGGCUCCAAGUACGGUACUCCACCCAACCAGGGAAGUGUCUCCAGAAGUGGAUCCAAAUCCAACACCGCCAUGUCCUCUCAGGGUGGUACCUCUAAAUCAAGCACCCCUGCAUCUACAUCUGCUAACUCACAGUCCUCCACACCACUAUCUCCUCAUGAUGGAGGGUCCACUGGAAUGAGUCCUAUGUCCAGUGGGUCUGCCUCUGCCACACCCCUCUCUACUGCUGCUUCUGAUGUUGCCAUGGAGUCUGUGGACACGCCCCUGCAGGAACCGGAAGUUUCAGAUGGGCUCAACAAGAACCUGGACAGGAACAGUGGGAAACCAGAGAGCAGUAAGAACAUUGAAGCAGUGCAAGAAGGACAGCAGGGUCAGCUUGGACAUGAUGGUCAGGACUCUCCAUCCCUCAAAGACGAUGAUGCAGCAGACAAUCUGGAGAAGUCAGAGGUGCAGGCCAUCAUUGAAUCCACUCCUGAGCUGGACAUGGACCUUGAUGCCUGCAGAGGAACAAGCACACCAACUAAAGGUGGCAUAGAGAAUCUAGCAUUUGACCGUAACACUGACUCUCUGUUCGAGGAGCUGUCGUCUGCAGGAAACGACCUGAUAGGAGACGUGGACGAAGGAGCCGACCUGCUGGGUAUGGGUCGGGAAGUCGAACAUCUCAUCCAUGAGAACACCCAGCUGCUGGAGACCAAAAAUGCUUUGAAUGUGGUGAAAAAUGACCUGAUAGCGCGCAUGGAUGAACUGUCUUGUGAGAAGGAGGGCCUGCGAGGUGAGCUGGAUGCUGUCACUCAGGCUAAGACCAAACUGGAGGAGAAGAACAAAGAAUUAGAAGAAGAACUCAAGAAGAUUCGAGCAGAGCUUGAGGAGGCCAAACAGAAGGUCAAGAAUGACAAUGAGGAUGAUAGUGAUGUGCCUACAGCACAGAGGAAGCGCUUCACCAGGGUGGAGAUGGCCAGAGUCCUGAUGGAGAGGAACCAGUAUAAGGAGAGGCUGAUGGAGCUGCAGGAGGCUGUCAGAUGGACAGAGAUGAUCCGGGCUUCAAAAGAGAACCCAGCUCUACCAGAGAAGAAGAAAUCCAGCCUCUGGCAGUUGAUUUUCAGCCGUUUGUUCAGCUCGUCGGGCGGGGCAGCCAAGAAACCGGCGGUGGAGGCCCCAGUGAACGUCAAGUACAACGCACCCACCUCUCAGAUUCAGCCGUCCGUCAAGAAGAAGAGCAGCACCCUGCAGCAGCUACCCAGUGACAAGAGCAAAGCCUUUGAUUUCCUCAAUGAGGAAGUGGCAGCCAAUAGCGUGGUGUCCAGACGAGAACAGAAGAGGGCUCAGUACCAGCAGGUCAAAGCCCACGUCCAGAAGGAGGACGGCAGAGUGCAGGCUUACGGCUGGAGCCUGCCUAAGAAGUACAAAGCCAAUGGUGGUCAGGCAGAGAGUAAAAUGAAGAAUCUGCCUGUUCCUGUCUUCCUCAGACCACUGGAUGAGAAAGAUGCUUCUAUGAAGCUGUGGUGUGCUGCUGGUGUGAACCUCUCUGGAGGGAAAACCAGAGAUGGCGGCUCGAUCGUAGGAGCCAGUGUGUUCUACAGUGACGUGCCUGGACCAGAGAGCCCGAAAAAGAAAAUAGGAUCUCAGAGCAGCCUGGAUAAACUGGAUCAAGAACUCAAGGAGCAGCAGAAGGAGUUGCGGCAGCAGGAAGAGCUGUCGUCGCUGGUUUGGAUCUGUACCAGCACCGAGUCCACCACUAAAGCUGUCGUCAUUGAUGCCAACCAGCCUGGAAACAUCCUGGAGAGCUUCUUUGUGUGCAACGCCCACGUCCUCUGCAUCGCCAGCGUACCAGGUGCAAGAGAGACGGACUACCCAGCUGGUGAGGAAGUAGCUCCAAACUCUGAGACAGGGCCAGCCGGAGAUGGCGGCUCACAAUCAACCAACAGCAGCUCGGCUGGUGAAGACGGCGUGCUGGGAGGCAUCACUGUUGUCGGCUGUGAAGCUGAGGGAGCAGCAGCUGUCCCUCAGACAGCAGUCAGUCCGGCAACAGACGGAGAAACCGAAUCCAGACCAGCAGAGGAAGCCACAGAGGCGACAGAGGCCAGUGCAGGGCCUGCUGACCAAAGAGAGAGCCUGAGGGGAGCCUACACCGAACACGUGUUCACCGACCCGCUGGGGGCUCAGCAGACAGCAGAGGCUCUAGCCAACUACUCUCAGAGGGAGAGUGACCUGUUGAAGGAUGGAGUGAGUUCAAACCCCAGCGCAGAGGAGCAGGACCUGAUGAGAGAAGAGGCUCAGAAAAUGAGCAGCGUUCUGCCCACCAUGUGGCUGGGGGCACAGAACGGAUGUGUGUACGUCCACUCCUCUGUGGCUCAGUGGAAGAAGUGUCUCCAUUCUAUAAAGCUGAAGGACUCUGUGCUCGGCAUAGUGCAUGUGAAAGGCCGUGUACUGGUGGGUCUUUCUGAUGGCACUUUAGCCAUUUUCCACAGAGGAGUAGAUGGACAGUGGGACCUGACCAACUACCAUCUGUUAGACUUGGGGAGACCACAUCACUCCAUCCGCUGUAUGACUGUAGUGCACGAUAAGGUCUGGUGUGGCUACAGGAACAAGAUCUUUGUGGUGCAGCCCAAAGCCAUGAAGAUAGAGAAGUCGUUCGACGCCCACCCUCGUAAGGAUAGCCAGGUACGUCAGCUGGCCUGGGAUGGCGACGGUAUCUGGGUGUCCAUUAGACUGGACUCCACCCUCAGGCUGUUCCACGCUCACACCUUCCAGCACCUUCAGGAUGUCGACAUCGAGCCCUACGUCAGCAAGAUGCUGGGUACGGGGAAACUCGGCUUCUCAUUUGUUAGGAUCACAGCUCUCAUGGUGUCAAGUAAUCGUCUGUGGAUCGGCACUGGAAAUGGAGUCAUCAUCUCCAUCCCUCUGACAGAGACCGUUCCAUCAGCAGCCAACAAGGUAACCAAGGCAGCAGGUAACCAGCCAGGAAGUGCAGUCCGUGUCUACGGUGAUGACAGCAGUGACAAAGUGACGGCCGGGACAUUUGUUCCGUACUGCUCCAUGGCUCACGCUCAGCUCUGUUUCCAUGGCCACAGAGAUGCUGUCAAGUUCUUCACAGCUGUCCCAGGUCACACAGCUCCAUCUGCGUCCUGUGGAGGAGAAGCAGCAGGUGACAAGGCAACAGAUGCCACAGCUCAGGAAGGAACCAAGUCCAUGCUGGUGAUGAGCGGAGGAGAAGGCUACAUCGACUUUAGGAUGGGUGAUGAGGAUGGCGACACGGAGGAAGGCGAAGACCCUCCCAUGAAACUGCAACCCUUCCUGGCUAAAGCCGAGCGCAGCCACCUCAUCGUCUGGCAGGUCCUGAGCAGCGAGGACUGAACUCUGACCUCAGCAUGCCUGAGGCCUGAUUUGCCUUUUCUCUCAACUCUGUUGCCAUGGAGGAGGAGUUCAGGUGGACGACUCCCCUCCACAGGCAUGAGUUUAAUCAGCACUUUUUUCUUCCUCAAACCUGAUCAAACAGAAACAAGCAACAACUGCUCUGAGAUCUGACUCAGUGGUAAAGUGGACUGGAGCAGUGAAAACAGAUUCACACAAACUGCAUGUCGUUUUAUUAUUAGUCAUUUUCUCUUAUUUGUUCUAUUUUUAAAGUUUUUUUUAUUUUCCAGAUUUGAAUUUCAAUCUGUUAUAAUGCCUCUCUCUUUUAAUAUUAUUUGAGCUAAAGCUCUUAUUGAAUACAGAACUUUGAACUUUUUUUAUUAUAUUUGCACAGCAAAUACAAUGAAUUUUCCCCCUGACGUUUCCAGGUUUCUUUCACUCAGUUCAGUUAUUGUGUGCCCAUGCUGGACUACCCUUGAUGCUAAAUCUGUUGGUUGAAAGACAAAAUAAUCACCUGUGAGCUCCCCUGUUGCCCUUCAAUAAUGUAAGCUUGGGACAGGCGUGUGGGAGCCAGUCAUAUGAUUCCUGAUAUCCUAUGUCAUGUUUUUCAUCCUUUGAGAACUCAGCUUUUGAUUGUAUGCAAGAUGAAUUUAACUAAUCGCUAGUUGUCCUUAGAUCAGGAUGUGUUUAACUCGAAUGCAAUACAUCAGAUUCAUCUGCUUAGUAUUUGUUUGAGCAGAGAAUGGCCCCGUAUUUAUCUUAUCAUCAAGAUGUAAUGAUGGAAGCCCUGUGAUGCUUCUCAUGCGUGUCUGAUUUUCCAGUCACAGAGCAGCUACAGGCACAAAUCUUAUUUUUCUGAAAAAUAAAUACCAAUAUUUUGGAAAAAACGGAUUUGUUUGAUAACACAGUUGCGCUGUUCUCAAUGUAUUCCCAUAAUCCUCAAAGACCCUUCUGACCACCUGAAUGAAAAAUAUUCCAUCUACUACAUAUUAUAAAAGAUUGUAACCUGUUUCCGAUUUUGGCAAUACCUUCGGAGCAGCGCUAAGUGUUGUUAUAUUAGCUCCUGGGUUUUUAGCCAUGCUAGCAGCAUGGCUGUAUGGAUGGAGGUGUCUGUCGACGUGCGCACCACAUUUGGUGCGGUUGUCUCAACAGCUAAUUGAUGAAAAUUUGUUAAGGCAUUCAUGUCCCCCUCAGAAUGAAUUUAUAACUUGUUGAUCAUCUAGUGCCAUCAUCAGGUCUAAAUUUGAUCUUUUCUUACACUUUCACUCAUGUCACUGUCUUAUGACCGAACACAGGGACAUCUGCCUCAGCUGUACUCAGUGGUAGCGUUAGCACGCUAACAUGCUAAACUAAGAUCAUGAACAUGGUAAACAUUAUACUGUGCUAGCAUCGCAGAGUUGCUAGCUUUGGAUAGAGACUGUUCGUCCCGAUAAAAGAUGGCUGGGUCAUUAUUUUUCAGAAAAUCUGAUGUUUAGCUCUGUAAUUUGAACAUAAUGAUAAUACAUAAUCAGCACAAACUGAAGCUUAACUUACCCACUGGCCAAAUUCCAUUCAUAAAACCUGCAAUUAUGAAAUGAAAAGUGGCAGCAGCAGCUGCUACAUACUGUAAAUCCCACCUUCCUCACGUUAGUUUUGAUUGCUAUGCUGAAAGUUUGACAGACCUGUAUUUAAUCCAAUACUCCACGAGGUGUCUGUCAGCCCUCUGCUCAGUCUGCCCACCAGCUCCAGCUUGUUGACACUUAAAAAUAUGCCUUAGGUAUCAAGGGUUGAAAGGACUGACUUGUAGGCUUUUCAAGUGUGACAAAGUACUUAUUUUUGCUCGAAAGAAUGUUGUUUGUUACCAAAGGACAAAGAAUUAAAGAUGGAUGGUUGACCACAUGCUGAAACAGUACUAGUGUCUCAUCUAACAGGGCACCUUUGAGCAGCAUACUUGCGUCUGCCUCCAUGUAGAUAACAUGCAAGUUUUUGUAACAGAAAUCCUGGUGUAUAGAUAAGAUAUAUUUUUUGACUUUCAUAUUAGGAAAUUGAAAUAUUUUCAGGGUGUGAGAGAGGAGAAUGUGCUGGACCUGUUCUGUGAGAGGAUAUAACAAGCGGCCACGCUGAGGAUUAUCUAACCCCCCACCCCCAUUUAAUCCUUAUCUUGACAUGUAGAGGUCAAAAUUCUAACACUGACAUUUUUGGUUUUGGUGCACUGUUCUGCCCCCUUUGUACAAGAUGAUGAUGAUGUUUAUUUGAAGUUGUCAGUGACAUCCCCACCUGAUGGAAAACUGAUUAUUUUAGAAAAUGUUUAAAUCUAUUUUUCUCAACUUUUUUUUUUUUUUUUUAUUUAGUGUCUUUGACACUGAACUCUUGCAGUACAGUGUAGAAGAUGUUCAUUUGAGUGUAUGUCUGCCCUCUGU